AUGGCGACGGAGGAAAUCACGGGAAAUAUUGAAAUGGCGGCUGUAAUAACUCCAUCGUCUCACGUACAACUCGCUAAAGAAUGGCUGUACAAACGCAAAACACAGAUGAAGCCAUGGGCAGAGUUUUUUAAAAGUUCCCGAUUCAGCAAGCCAAAAACUGUAGCCGAAGCUGGCAAGAGAGUGAUGAAGAACUUGGAAGACUACCAGAGCAACUACAUUCUGAUAACGAUACUCCUGUUCUUUUACUGCGUGUAAGUUGAUAUUUCGAUCGACUAUUAUUUGUAGUUUUUAAGAAAAGAAGAUCUCGUUUUCACGUCCUGAAACCGUCUAAAUUCUAGGAGUCUUUUAUUUUACAACAAGCAGAGAGUAAGUUCCCCGCUAUGGCAUAUUACAGAUUUUAGGCAAUUUUCCAUUGUGUAAACGGCGGUAGAUCGAAAAUUCGGGAAAAAAUCUUAUAUGUAUGCCUUGGGUAUGAUUUGUCGUAUGUAAGGUACUAAAUAUUAUUUUAUUUAACGACGAGCAGUAAGUUCAUCCGAUUGCAAUUGCAUGUCUGCUAAGUGUAUGUGAAAGCUAAGCUUAUAAAUUGUAUUAUGAAUAACGUUUCAUGAAUAUUUUUUCGGUGAUUUAGUAACAUUAUUAAGGUUAUCCUUCGGAUAUUGACCUUUGAAUUUUUUUAGCCAGGAAAAACUUCUUUUGUCGUAGAAAGAUCCCGAUCUUCUUUACCUUUAAUAUCUCAAGUUAAUUCCUAAAAAAAUUGCACAGCACAUUCUUUCAAGGAACGUAAUUUACCAUGCCUACUAGAAGUUUGUCAUUCACGUUUCAGUAGCCCUUACCCAGUUGUUCAAAAGAUGGAUAGUGCUAUCCACUGGAUAAAUCUCCAUUCAGGGGAUAAUGCAGUUGGUUUCCCGAACACUUAUUUGCUGGAUGGUGAUUUAUCAGAUGUUUAGUGCUAUCCAACAUUUGGAGUAACUGCACAAUACCCGAUCACUUGAAAGCUAUACCCCUAUAACAGUGGGUACGUGACUAUGCGGCUACACAGCUAUGCAGCUAACCCUAACCCUAAUCUUAACCCUACGGGGCUAUGCAGCUAUGUGGCUACCUGGCUACGCAGCUAUGUGGCUACAGAGCUACGUAGCUAGAGGUCUGCGUGGCUAAAGAAUAAAGAUUUAUAUGGCUACAUAGGAGACUACGUAGCUGUGUAGCCUCCCCAGAGGGGGUACUCGGGAUUUCAAGUGACGGGGAUGAUCGAAUGGAGCCAAAAUUCAAGACCCAAAAAAAUCCCUAGGGCUUCAAGCAAAACCCAAAAAAAUCCCUGGACCAAAAAUUAACCCCCAAAAAAUCCCAUGCCGAUUUUGUGGCCCUUAAAAGUUCCAGAAAGGAGUAAUGCUGUAACACAAAGAAAAACAUUGGAAAUUGAACACUCGUGUUUGUUUAUUCAUCAUACCAUCUGAAUAUAUCCUUUCCCUCAUCUGGCAGUCAUUUUAAAAAGCUAGAGCGGGUGCUAGAGACACCCAAGAACGGUUUUUUUUCAACAGUAAUGUUAUGAAUAACUCUAAACAAGACCAACCUGGGUAAGAACAUAACGAAUAACUUUACUACUCAAAUCAAGCUACCCCAAAAAAUACUUGCCAAAUUUUCGUACCCAAAAAAAUCCCGGAAUCGAAACUUUCAAACCCAAAAAAAUCCUUCGAUCAUCCCCGUCACUUGAAAUCCCGAGUACCCCCCACUGGGAUAGCCUCAUAGCCAAUGUUAUAAGGGUAUAGCUUCGAAGUGGCCAGGUAUUCUGCAGUUAAGCUCAACAUUUAAACAGUCAAGUAGGGCCUGGUUUCUGUUUGUCAUAUAAAUCCCACUAAGUGCUGGGGGCCAGGGAUUUCUCCCUGCCACUGUGGGUAUAACCACCGGCUACUUUCAUAGGGAACAAAAGAAAAAUAAAACCAAAAGGACCUUCUAGUUGUUCAAUUACCUGCCAGCUAAUUUCAUAUACCCAGCAACUUGAAAUCUUAGUGACAGCCUUGUUGCCCUGCUCCACUAUGUGUGACUGUGUGUCAAUGCCUUUAACAGUGACAGUCCAUAAUAAUAGGGAUUUAUCUGGAAGGAGGUACUCCCUUAUAUAAGCCCUAAAGGUGUGUGCCCCAGGGGUAGGGGUUUUGCACUGUUUUGGUCUAAAAACAGGUUACUAUAGCCUUUGCUCAUUUUGGUCUGGAAUCAGGUGUGGUUUCCAAGGGAACUAUGGGAUCGGAGUGUAUGAGCAAAUUUAUUGUCUCAAUUUCAAAUAAGUAAGAAAAGAAGAGACCCAUGAAUGUUGAAAUGGAUUUUAAGAAAUGUUUUUUGUUGCUGUUCACUUCUAAUCUAAAUAAUGAUGACAUAAUUUCUAAGAGUCCAGGUCUGAGAAAUGGGUGUGAAAAAUGACACUUUUUUGUCUGAAAUAAGGUCAGGAUGUGGAUAAUCGGGCAGCACACCCUCACAAGAAGGGGGGAAGGGGGUGGUAUUUUUUGCACUCACCCAUCUAUAAUCAUAACCUACCAUAUUGAGGUUAAAACAAAAGUUAGGGAGAUAUUUAUAAUUUCUCUAGGUGGUUUGAACAGGUAUGAAAGCCAGUCACACAGUAGAAAUCAUUUUAUCCUGUCACAGGGCAUCUAAUCAAACUUAGAUAAUAUUAACUACGCUUAUUGUAUAGUGAAACAGAAAGUUAGCUCUGUAAGAUUUGUUUGGAAUUUUCCAUCAUACACCUUAAGAAACAUAAGAUCAUUUUCCCACCUUUUGUUCCAGAAAAAUUAAUAUCCAUACUCCCCCUAAAGAAAGUUUUUCCCUUCAAAUCUACCCCUCUCCUCUGUAAAAAAUAGAUCAGUAAGACUCCCUUCCCCAUGAAAAUUACAAUGAUUGUCUGUAAGGUGAUGUGGAACCCUUAUUUGUUGGAACCGCACAAUAAUGUGUUGUAAUCAUUCUUUUUAUUGCAGGCUCACAUCUCCACUGCUGCUCAUUGCUUUAUCAGUCGCAGGGGGUGGCUGUUUAUUUAUAUCAUAUAAAAACCAAGGAAAAAAGAUCCAAGUUCUAGGUGGGAAGCUAAUAGUAAUUUAUGAUGUUAUCUAUUACACGCUUAGCAACUCUCCUGAAUUACCUUUACAAUUUUCUAGAUAAUUAUAGUAACCUUUCUGCUCUUCUGUAUGGAACGGCGACUCUCACAGACUAGAAAGCAUCUCUGUUUGAACUUUUCUGUUAACUUUAGGCUGAAAAAUUAACUCUAACUUCUCUGAAAUUCCUAAAAUUUCGUUAAAGUUCAGGUGUAAAAUUUGGAGGGUGGGAUGGCUGGAUCGGUUGUGUUUGAGAGCUGGUGUGGGGAUACCUUGAGGUCAGGGUGAUGGGAGGUAGUAACACAUGUUUUGAAAUAUAAUAAUUUAAUGAAAGUUUUGUAGUUGGUGUAAUUUAUUUUGUGGCCCUAUAGGUCGUGAAUUGAGUCGAGUGGAGCAGUAUGGUCUUGUAAUUUUGAUCAGCCUUCCUCUCUUUAUUUUGGCCUCUGCGGGAUCAACAGUGUUUUGGAUUAUAGGUGAGUAAGAAUGUUGUAAGUUUUCAUAUUUCUCUGUUUAGUAAAAUUUUUUGUCUAAAUGAAAGGCAGUUAUAGUAUGUGGUAAUAGGCUCCAAGUUCCCGCGGGUCACUAUAUUAAAACAAGGUUAAGUGCUUAGCAUUAUUUUGAUAUGGAAAUUAUUUUUCAACCUCAUGCAGAUAAAACUCUUUGCAAGAAAGAUUGUACACUUGGCUUCAUUUUGAAAGUGAGGGUUUUUGAAACUUGGAAGUGACGAAUUCUUAACUUCUUUAAAGUUUGAGCCAUCACUUGACCUACCCCAAGGGCAUGGCUCAAGGACUGCAGAAGCGUUUUUAUUCGUUCUUGCCAUUCUCAGACUCAAAAGUUAGAAUCGCCCUGUACAAUGUAGUAAACAAUACCACAGGAAAGUACUACUCAGUAGCUUUUAUUUGAAUGGCCACACAUUGAAUUUAAUUUACGGUUAUAACUGUGUUUUAUAAAUUUUAUGCCCUCUAAUAGUAAAGGUUGACAGGUCAUUUAUUUUUUUUAUCAGGUGCGUCAUUCUUUAUUAUUGGCCUCCACGCAUCACUCUUAAGCACCUCCGACACUCCUGAAAUCACAGAAGAACUGACCAUGGAAGAAGUUUAGAUUUGUCUUAGUUUCAAGUUGGUUAACAUGUAACGCUGACAACACCACUGGUUUUGAAUCGUAAUGGACAGACAGUUGGAUACGAAUGUUUUGGUUCAAAUUUUAUAUCCCCUCGAAUCUGGGUCUUGUGAACAUAUGUAAGAUUAUAGUGAUAGACAAAGUACAAAGGAGAAUAAUACCAAAAAAACAACUGCGACAAAAAGUCAGCCACAUAGUCGUAGAUUUUUCAAAUAGGGAUGGUGAAACUUCUGUAAUAUAUACUGCAAUUAUUUAAGUAAUAAGUCUCUUCACUGUUGUACUGCUUUAACAGACAGUUUCAGUUAUUUUUGUAUGACUGUUAACUCUGUAAAACCUUGAUCUAAAUCUUUAAUAUUGUACCUCCCUAAUAGUGCAAAACAAUGCACAUAAAAACCGCUCAUUAAGGUUAUUUAGGUCAAGGUUUUACACAAUUUACUACAGUCAUACAAAAAUACUCUGUAUCUGUUUGUAUGCACAGUAAUGCGCUAAACUUAGUGCAAUUAGAAUGAUGUAAUGAGGGGGUAUGAUAUGAAAUAAAGUUAUGAUGACACCUCUGGACAUACUUGCUAAGAAUCAUCCUGACAAACAUAAAUCCAGAUUAUAAUGCCUAAAUAGCGACGGGACACCCAAGAAACCACAGGAAGCCCAAAGAUUAGUGUGUUGCUUUCC
This is a messenger RNA of Porites lobata, 4856 nucleotides long. Lineage: Eukaryota; Metazoa; Cnidaria; Anthozoa; Scleractinia; Poritidae. The record is from the annotation of a GenBank genome assembly.